This is a messenger RNA of Sorex araneus (European shrew), 2542 nucleotides long. It is a transcript of the gene SART1, whose product is annotated as spliceosome associated factor 1, recruiter of U4/U6.U5 tri-snRNP. Gene Ontology annotation, biological process: maturation of 5S rRNA; mRNA cis splicing, via spliceosome. Gene Ontology annotation, cellular component: U4/U6 x U5 tri-snRNP complex. Lineage: Eukaryota; Metazoa; Chordata; Mammalia; Eulipotyphla; Soricidae. The record is from RefSeq and is a predicted model, not a curated record. The transcript has 19 exons. The coding region runs from base 60 to 2489 and encodes 809 amino acids.
GUUCCCAUUUUGCGUCGUCGGGGCUCGGCGGCGGCCGGGCUCGGGGUAGACGUGCCACCAUGGGGUCGUCCAAGAAGCACCGCGGGGAGAAAGAGGCCACCGGGACGACGGCGGCGGCCAGCACCGGGAGCGCCGCCGAGCCGCCGCCGCGGCACCGGGAGCACAAAAAGCACAAGCACCGGAGCGGCGGCGGCGGCGGCGGCAGCAGCAGCGGCGGCGGCGGCGGCGGCGAGCGGCGGAAGCGCAGUCGGGAGCGCGGGGCCGAGCGCGGCGGCGGGCGGCGCGGGGCCGACGUGGACACCCGCGGCAGCGCGCACGGCCGGGAGCGCGGCCAGCCCGAGCCCUCGGAGCGCCGCGUGAAGCGGGAGAAGCGCGAUGACGGCUACGAGGCUGCCGCCAGCUCCAAGACCAGCUCCGGGGAUGCCUCGUCCCUCAGCAUCGAGGAGACCAAUAAACUCCGGGCCAAGCUGGGGCUGAAACCCCUGGAGGUCAAUGCCGUGAAGAAGGAGGCGGGCACCAAGGAUGAGCCCGUGGCGGCCGAGCUCAUCAACCCGAUGGCCUUGCGGCAGCGCGAGGAGCUGCGGGAGAAGCUGGCGGCGGCCAAGGAGAAGCGCCUGCUGAACCAGAAGCUGGGGAAGAUAAAGACUCUGGGCGAGGAUGACCCCUGGCUGGACGACACGGCCGCCUGGAUCGAGCGGAGCCGGCAGCUGCAGAAGGAGAAGGACUUGGCCGAGAAGCGGGCCAAGCUGCUGGAGGAGAUGGACCAAGAGUUCGGCGUCAGCACCCUGGUGGAGGAGGAGUUCGAGCAGCGGCGGCAGGACCUGUACAGUGCCCGGGACCUGCAGGGGCUCACGGUGGAGCACGCCAUCGACUCCUUCCGAGAAGGGGAGACGCUUAUCCUCACGCUCAAGGACAAAGGCGUGCUGCAGGAGGAGGAGGACGUGCUGGUGAACGUGAACCUGGUGGACAAGGAGCGCGCCGAGAAGAACGUAGAGCUGCGGAAGAAGAAGCCCGACUACCUGCCCUACGCCGAGGACGAGAGCGUGGACGACCUGGCGCAGCAGAAGCCGCGCUCCAUCCUGGCCAAGUACGACGAGGAGCUGGAGGGCGAGCGGCCGCAGUCCUUCCGGCUGGAGCAGGGCGGCCUGGCCGACGGGGGCCGGGAGCGGGAGCUGGAGGAGAUCCGGGCCAGGCUGCGGCUGCAGGCCCAGUCCCUGUGCACCGUGGGGCCACGGAUCGCCUCCGAGUACCUCACGCCCGAGGAGAUGGUGACCUUCAAAAAGACGAAGCGGAGGGUGAAGAAGAUCCGCAAGAAGGAGAAGGAGGUGAUUAUGCGCGCCGACGACUUGCUGCCUCUCGGGGACCAGUCGCAGGACGGGGACUUCGGCUCCAGGGCGCGGGGCCGGGGCCGGCGCCGAGUGCCUGAGGCGGGCGAGGACCUCCAGGAGGAGGAGGAGAAGGAGCCCGUGGUGCCGCUGCCCCAGUCGGACGACACGCGGGUGGAGAACAUGGACAUCAGCGACGAGGAGGACGCGGCUGUGCCGGUCCCUGCAUCCCCCGAGGCCCUGGAGGAGGAUGAGGCAGAGCUGGAGCUGCAGAAGCAGCUGGAGAAGGGGCGGCGGCUGCGCCAGCUGCAGCAGCUGCGGGACAGCGGGGAGAAGGUGGUGGAGAUCGUGAGGCAGCUGGAGGCGCGGCAGCGCUGGGAGGACGAGGACGACCCCGAGCGCAAGGGCACCAUCGUGUUCAACGCCACGUCCGAGUUCUGCCGCACGCUGGGCGAGAUCCCCACCUACGGGCUGGCCGGCAACCGCGAGGAGCAGGAGGAGCUCAUGGACUUCGAGCGGGAUGAGGAGCGCUCGGCCAACGCGGGGUCCGAGUCGGACGGGGAGGAGAACCUGGGCUGGAGCACCGUGAACCUGGACGAGGAGAAGCAGCAGCAGGAUUUCUCCGCCUCCUCCACCACCAUUUUGGACGAGGAGCCCAUAGUGAACCGCGGGCUGGCGGCCGCCCUGCUCCUGUGUCAGAACAAAGGGCUGCUGGAGACGACGGUGCAGAAGGUGGCCCGGGUGAAGGCCCCCAACAAGUCCCUGCCGUCCGCGGUGUACUGCAUCGAGGACAAGAUGGCCAUCGACGACAAGUACAGCCGGCGGGAGGAGUACCGCGGCUUCACGCAGGACUUCAAGGAGAAGGAUGGCUACAAGCCCGACGUGAAGAUCGAGUACGUGGACGAGACAGGCCGGAAGCUCACCCCCAAGGAGGCCUUCCGGCAGCUGUCCCACCGCUUCCAUGGGAAGGGCUCCGGCAAGAUGAAGACGGAGCGACGGAUGAAGAAGCUGGACGAGGAGGCGCUCCUGAAGAAGAUGAGCUCCAGCGACACGCCCCUGGGCACGGUGGCCCUGCUGCAGGAGAAGCAGAAGGCCCAGAAGACGCCGUACAUCGUGCUCAGCGGCAGCGGCAAGAGCAUGAACGCGAACACCAUCACCAAGUGACGCCGCACCCUCGCCUGCACCCCCCAUAUGAAAUAAAGCCUCUUCGUAUUUUU